Kwoniella shivajii is the source of this 2592-nucleotide messenger RNA. RefSeq lists its product as uncharacterized. Gene Ontology annotation, biological process: activation of GTPase activity. Bases 1 to 2592 code for a protein of 863 amino acids. Lineage: Eukaryota; Fungi; Basidiomycota; Tremellomycetes; Tremellales; Cryptococcaceae. The record is from RefSeq and is a predicted model, not a curated record. The transcript is spliced from 5 exons. Gene Ontology annotation, molecular function: GTPase activator activity.
AUGAGCUACUUGGAUGAGGAAGAUGAGAAUGAGAGGUUAUUCGCAUUUCAAAGAUUACUUGAUGGAUCUAAGAAUGCUUCAGAACGUAUAGUUGAUAUACCGACAUUGAGGAAACUGUGUGAAAGAGGUAUACCGAAUCAUCCACCUCAUUUAAGACCAUUAGCAUAUUCUUUACUACUAGAGACGCUACCUCCUGAAAAGAAUAAAUGGAAAUCUACUCUAAAGAAUCAAAGAUAUAAGUAUUAUAACCUCGUCAAAACGUUCAUGGAUGACCUGGAAUCAUUACCUAGAUCAUCCUCGUCCUCGUCCUCGUCCUCGUCCUCGUCUUCUUCUUCUUCUUUAUCUACAAGUGAUAAAGUAUUAUUAGAGAUCUCGAGGGAUAUCAAGACUCUACAUCGAUCAUCUUUCUGGAAAUCACGUACUGUGCCUACUAAAUCAUCACCUUUUAGACCUUUGAAAGAUUCUCGACUUCCCAGUCGAGGCAAUGCCGAUGUCGAUGAUGGAAAUGAUGAUGACAUUGAUGAUGAUGAUGAAGACGACGAUGACUUUGGUCGUGCAGAUGGCACCCGUACAAGACCACAGCCAAUACUAUCUAGAAGAGCUAUAUUCAAGCGCAUAGAUAUGCUCAACGAAGCUGAACAUAAAAAUGGGUUUGGUAAUUCUAGGAAUCAUAGUACAUCAUUGCAGCAGAAUACGAAUCGCAAUAGAAAUACAAAUGGAACCUCCAAGGAAGAAGAGGUUGAAGUCGAAGCUGAAGCUGAAGUCGAAAUCAUGUCACCUAAAAUAACACUUUCGAUUGAUCCUACACCGCCUCCCAUGUUAUCUAGAUUAGAAACCAUCAAACCUCCUCCUCUCACACUCGACACGAAUACCUCUUCUCUACUACUCAGUAGUAAUAACAAAGACAAUGGUAAAUCCAAUUCACCUAUAACUCUACUAUCACCCAAACCAUUACCUACAAGUACGAUUUCACCAAGACAAUACUCGGGUUCAAUGUAUCAUGCCGAAACUCAUCUGGAAUCACUGACCAGAUUAACAUAUAUAUUCAUCAAAUCACAUCCUCAACUGAAAUAUCAAUCUUCCAUUCUGGAUAUAACUUCAAUCUUAUACAUGAUUCAUUCAGGUUGUAACAUGAAUCAUAACAAUAAAAAUAACAGUAAAACAAUAAAGUAUGAAGUGUCACUAGAUUACAUAGAAGAAAAUACAUUUUGGUGUUUGUCUUCUCUAUCGAGUGAAUUGAUAGAUACAUUAUUCAUUGAUGAAGGAUCGACAAUCAACCUGCAUCUCAAAAAAUUGUCCAGUCGAUUGGAAUGGAUAAAUAAACCGUAUUAUGAUGUUCUCCAAAAAAGGAAUUUGGAUAAUACUUUAUAUGGAUAUAGAUGGUUUAAUCAUUUAUUCAUAAAAGACAUCAAACAAAUUCAUUUACCUAAAUUAUUCGAUUUUAUUAUCUCUCAAUCACCUUCGACACCUAAUUCACAACCUAAAUUAGAUAUCAUAAUUGAUAUUGCUUUAUCGAUGUUAUUACUGGUUAAAGAUCAUUUACUAUAUAACAACGCCAAUAAUAGAAUCAACAUCAACAAUGAUAACAACAAUACCUCGUCGAGGAGGAAGAAGAGGAACAUUGGAUUAUGGGAAGAAGAAGGGAAUUAUCAAUAUGACCAAUAUCAAUUUGAUGAUGUCCAAGACCAAAAUCUCAUUUUUGUGAGGAAUUUAGAAAUACUAAGGAAUUAUCCAUUAAAUGAAAUUGGAGGUAUUGAAGCUAUAUUAGAUAUGGCAAGACAAGUACAAGAAGCUAGGAUGGACGCUAUUUCACAAGGAGAAGACAUUGAUCAUAUCCAUUCUUCAGAAAGUACUACUCAAUCUAAAGAACCGGGUGUAAUUGAAACUACUACUUCAUCAUGGUCAAAAGCGAUCGGUUCAUUCUGGUCAAGUAAAUCAAAACAGACCUCUCAAGCUCCGUCAACCCCCAGACAAGAGCACAGAUCUACCGAUCUCAUCGAAAAGUCUUCUCAUGUCAACGGUGAAGCUGGUACCGGUGAGAAUCCUAAAAUCGAAGGGAUUAACCAGUCCCAGGCUCAGAUAUCAACAUCGAGUGUUUCAUCAUCGAAGUCGAUAACUGAGCGUUUAGCAUCAUUGACAUCUUCAACACCACCUACUAAGCUUACCCAAACUGGGAAUCAAGAUGCGUUAUCGCAAUCACCUUUACCCCGACCAUUGUUAUUAUCAGGUUCAGCACGUAGGGUCAGUUCGAGUUCAACCAGAUUAUUAUCUCGAAGAGAUUCGAAUUCAAGUGUGACUUCAAACUCUUCUUCUUUCAACGUCGAUCGUAACCCUAACCCUUCAAAGUCAUCCCCACCUCCAUCAUUCUCAAGUGGUAACGAAGCGAUACUGAGUCCUGCAUUAUCAUUGAGAUCGCCUCCUUCACACAUCGGGUCAGGAUCGGGUUCAGGUGGUUUAUAUAGGAUUGGAAGUAGACAAAGAUCAAGGAGUUCUUUGACUCUUUCAUUGACUGAAGAUAUAAAGAGAGACCUGGAUUAUGGUGUUACAGGCGAUAGUAAGGAUCAGGAUGUAAAUCAACAGAAAAGGGAAUGA